This is a messenger RNA of Rotaria socialis, 327 nucleotides long. Lineage: Eukaryota; Metazoa; Rotifera; Eurotatoria; Philodinida; Philodinidae. The record is from the annotation of a GenBank genome assembly.
AUGGGAACAUUCACUGAUUUAGAACGGAGUGGCCUCAGAAUUACUCCUGAAUUGCACCUAGAACUACUCAAAGCACAAGAGAAAGUCCUUCGAGAAGUUAAACGAACUUGGUUUUUUCAAUAUCUGGAAAUCGAAAUGUACGAGAGCGGCACGAUCAAAAGUAUACGAAGAGGUUUAGAUUGGAAAGGAGUGAUAUCGAUUGGUGCUGUCACUCUGUUAUUUGGUGUUGCCAUUUAUAUUAUUGGUCCACCGGCUGUUGUUAAGGUAGCGAAACAUAUGCUGAGCAUGGCGGCGACAACGUCGAGAAUAGCAACUGUACUGCCAUGA